GUUCCCGAGCCCCGGCGCGGCGUGGGAGCGUGCUGCCCGCCGCUCCGCUAGGGGCCGAGCCGAGCCGGGCGGGCCGGGCCGGCGCGGGGAUGGGUGCGGGGCUGUGAAGGCGGCGGAGCCGGAGGCGGCCAUGGGGAACAUCUCCUCCAACAUCUCCGCCUUUCAGUCCCUGCACAUCGUCAUGCUGGGCCUGGACUCAGCGGGGAAGACCACGGUGCUCUACCGGCUGAAGUUCAACGAGUUCGUCAACACGGUGCCCACCAUCGGUUUCAACACGGAGAAGAUUCGGCUGAGCAACGGCACGGCCAAGGGCAUCAGCUGCCACUUCUGGGACGUGGGCGGCCAGGAGAAGCUGCGCCCGCUCUGGAAGUCCUACAGCCGCUGCACUGACGGCAUCAUCUACGUGGUGGACUCAGUGGACGUGGACCGGCUGGAGGAGGCCAAGACGGAGCUGCACAAGGUGACCAAGUUCGCCGAGAACCAGGGCACACCGCUGCUGGUUAUCGCCAACAAGCAGGACCUGCCCAAGUCACUGCCCGUGGCUGAGAUUGAGAAGCAGCUGGCGCUGCACGAGCUGACCCCUUCCACCACGUACCACAUCCAGCCUGCCUGCGCCAUCAUCGGCGAGGGGCUGACCGAGGGCAUGGACAAACUCUACGAGAUGAUCCUCAAGCGGAGGAAGUCCCUCAAGCAGAAGAAGAAGCGGUAGAAGCCCACAGAUGUGCGGACAGGUGGGAGAGCAAACAAAGGAAUGGAGGAGGAGAAAGAACCAAAGCGAUCCUUUUCUCGUUGGGUUUUUUUUUCCCUUUUUUUUUUUCUGGGGUGCGUCUGCUUUUUUCUUUCUUUUUUUUUUUUUUUUUUUGUCCCUUUGAAUGAAAUAACUGCAGUAGCGGUGAUAACAAUGGCACUCCUGCAAGCCAAGCCCAGAUCCUGACUGCAGGAUCUCCUCCUCCUGCUCUCCCCUUUGCCUGCCGCCCUAUCCCCGGCCAUAGGGCAGCAUGGAGCAGGGGUCGGGCACUGCUCCCAAACCCCUGGGCCCCAUGGCCGGGCUGGAGAUGCUCUGAGUGGGACGAGAUGCUGCGGGCAGCUGAGAGCCCGCGGAGCUGGGGCAGCCCCCCUGCUCCCGUCCGUCCCUGGGAGUCUGACUGCUGCUGGGGGGCAAACCUAGGGGUGAACAGGGCUGGACCCUGUGCAAGUGCAUUUGAGAGAGGCCAAAGGUGAGCCUGAAGCUGUGCAAGGUCAGCCAGCGGGGGCUUGGACCAGUGCAGCGUGUGGGAGACAACCAAGGGAUGAAACGUGACCAUUAGGGACAGAACCCCAGCAAGGGGACAAAACCCUCUGAAGGGGGCAGAACGUGGCCAAAAGGACAAAAAGAAGGACAGAACCUCGCCAAGAGGACAAAACUCCUCCAAAAGGAGAACCCAAACCCUCUGCAGGCUGGUGUUUUAGGGAGCAGAUGAAGAGGACAGCCAGCCUCCAUGCAAUGCCGCAGCAGCUGGAGGUGCAUAGCAGCUGGUGACUGGUGCUGAGCUUUAAGCUGUUUGCUUAAAAAAAAAAGGAUGGGGGGGGGGGAUGGUGUGGGAAGUGGCACGGGGUCCAGGAGUCCCCGUUUUCUAAAGCUUGGUUGUGGCAUCUCCUGGAGCAAAGCCACAGCAGGUCCGUAUCAUGCCCAGGCAAAGGCAUGCUCCAAGGUGCUAAUUUGCUCCGAUCGGGGUGAUCCAAAAUAUGGAUUACUUUAAAAAAGAAAAGAAAAAAGCUUUGUACACCACCACAUGGACUGGUCACCGUGCAGCUCUGUGACUGGGGUGGGAGGUUUGAGGGGAAGGUCUGUGGCAGCAGAAGGCAGGACGGGUGGCUGCCAGCACUGCGCGGUGCUAUGGGCAGAGCUUGCCCAAUCGUGCCAGAAGGUUGCAGAAUCCAGCAGGAAAAGGGACUCGGCAGCGCCGGGAAAAUGUAAAGAGAUGGGAGGGAGGUGGGAAGCAUGGAGCAGAGGGGAGGUUAUUUUUUUAUAAAGAUUUAAACCCACUGAAAGCAGAGAGCUCCCAGUUUCCAGCAGGUCCAUUCCUGGUUUCCUGGAGGACUGAGUGCUCAGGGCAGGGGCAGGCCCCGUGGUUUCCUUCUGCAGGUGAAGGUUUGGUAGCAGGGUUGGAGUGCUCUGGCCUGGAACCAGCUCCCUGCAGGACAAAGGCAGGGGCCCUGCUUCCCGUGCUUCCCACAGAAAGAAUGGGGGAGGCCCAGGCAGCCCUCAGAGCCAAAUGUGCUGAAUUUUGAGCCGCAGUUGGACAGGAUUUUGUAAUGGUUUUACUGUUUGAAAACCCUCCCCAAAGCAGCCAAGGAACCACCGAGCUGACAAAGGAAAAAUGCCCUCAGGUUUCAGAGAGUAGAUUCUUCCCUCGCAGCAAUGAGCAGAUGAGCACGGUACCUUUCACAGAGCAUUUUGCUGGAAAAACAAACACUGCGGCUAAGCAGUAUGUCCCUUCUUUGGCAGGAUUUGAGUACCUACGAGUCCCGACUUGUGCAUUGAGCGAGUGGGCUGGUCCCAUCCCUUCAGGAGGCUCUGUUCCUGCUUCCUUGGGUUUGCUUUGCUUAGGCUUCACCUCGAACUCUUUGGUACUUGCUGUUGGGAGAGAAAACAGUAUUUAUUUUUGAUGCCAUGGAAACCAAAUGCUGUAACCUUCAUUGGUGAAGUGGAGAACUCAUUUUUCCAACCAUCUCAAAAGCGAGCAGGUUUUAAACAGAGCAAGUGCAGGUGUUAGCUGUGUGCUUUGCCUCCUUGCUGGUGAGAGGUGGGUCUUGGUUCUGCAGACACUAGCACUGAACUUACGGGGUGUGUGUCUGCAGAGCUCAGUCCUUCCCAGGGGCUGAGUACACUGCUCCGCUGAGCAUCCCCAUUGAGAAGCAUCUGCCUUCUAGCCCAGCUUCAGGCAUGUGCUCACCUUGCGGUGCAUGCCUGAAGGCUCAGGUGGGAUGCAGUCAUGGUGCCAUUCCCCCCAAUUCUGCUUUCUGCAAUAAUUAAAAUCACUUCUCCAAUUAGAAGCUAAUGGUUUCUGUGGCAUUUCCCUAACAUUUCACAGCUGUGUGCCGAUUCUCCUGUAUGAUAAUGAGCACCGCCUAAGGUGGUCUGGAAGAGGUGCUUCAACAAAACAACAGUUGAAGGAAACUGUGUUGUUGCUCUGAGCCUUUUGCCAGGUGUGUCUUCUCUGAAUACAUUUGAAUGACCCUUUUUUUUUUAGCAUACGUUUUGGGCUACCGCUCCGGUUUUGUGGGGUACCUUGCCAUGUUCCCAGCAGUGUCAGAAAUCCCACUGCCCAUGUCUCAGCCCCCUCGCUGACCACCAGUCUCUGUCCCUCCUGUCUUUCCUCUUUUUCUAAAAGAUGCAGACAUAAUGCUGUGAACUGAAAUAAAUUAUUUAUACAAUGAAAGGGCCUGGUUAAAAAAAAAAUGUGCUCCUCUGCUUCUUUCUCUUUACUAGUGCUGGAUUUUACAGUUGCUUCCCUGUGCAUGUUACGAAGGAGGUGGCUGCUGCCUUCCCUGGCUGUGAUGUUUGAUGGACGUGGCUGUGGCUUUUCUAAAUGAUGUGCAAUGCAGUGGCAGAACCGGGCCUGCAGGGGUUAAGGCACCAGGACAGGAUGCCACUGCUCCGGGGUGGCUGCUGACACAGGAAACAUGGGUGACAUUUUAGAGAUGAGAGCUAGAGCGGGUGGUAACUGAUUUUUUAAAUUUUCAGUUUUUAAUGAUGACAUUGCAUCUGGUGAGGAAAUGAGUCAAACUGGUGGCGGUGCAAUUUGAUGGGCCUCAGAGCACUUGGAGAGGGUUGCUCUGGGCUCAUCUCUGCUUCCCACCUGGCCUCCAUGGCUGCCAGCGUGCAUGGUGCCCAGGUGCAAGGGCAUGCUGUCUGCUUUGCAGGAUCAGGCCCACGGCAGGGGCUUUCCUCCUGCUCAAAUGGGGGCACCAUCCCUGAGCUUUGCUCUGCAACAGAGAUUGGGGAACAGCUAAGAAGCUGGAGCUUUGAAGAGGCUAUGACUGUGUGUGACUGUGCCAUCAGAUCUGCCCUCAGGGCUGCAAGCAGGGAGCUUAGCUGGGAGGUUUGUUUUCUUGCCAGCAAAGCUUGUGCCUCGAGCUGCAAGGGCAGACAUCCUCCUGCAAACCACAGCCACUCCUCUCCUGGUUGGAGAGUGCUUUUGCCAGCAGGGUAUUGGUAUGUUUGGGCCAGUUGUCAUGAAAACGUUUCACAAGGAGCUUUCUGACCUUGCUGUGCCCUGGAGCUGGCCAUGAUUUAUGCUGCCACAUCAUCUCCCCAAGCUCAGGCAAAACUGAGCAGUGCUGGGCUGGGGUCCCCAGCCUGACCUGUUGGGACUCUCAUGGUGUGUGGAGCUAGGAACACCAGGCAGUGCCCAGGGAUGAUGUCCCUGCAUGGAGAAAAAGUGGAGAGGAAGCAGCUGGGCUGUCAGUGUACAACUCCAGCUGCACUAGAUCUCUGCCAGCACUGAGCAGGUAAGAGAGACCUGCCACCUUUACCAUUUGAAGAGCAAGAAACUGCAAAGGAUAUUGCACCUUUGGGGCUUAGCUCAAACAGAAGCUCCCAAGAGCCCUGCAGCCCCUCUUCUGCAGGUUCUGCCUGUGCCCUGCCUCCCAACUGAACAGAUCCUCUCUCCCCAGUUUGCUUUGUUAAGCUAAAUCCCUUUGCUUUAUUUCAAAUGGGAUUUGCUCCCAAGCAAGUAUCUUUAAAGGGAUCAUCUUAGUUAAAGUAAUUCCUAGAGCACAGAAUCCCUGAAGCACAGUGCAAUGCAAAGAGAGCUAUUUCUUUGCACAGCACAAGGUGCUUUUGCUCAAGAUUUGGGUGGCAUUUGGAUGACUAUCUCUUUAAAAUAGGCUACAAACCACUGUGUUUGCUUGUUCUCAUUCAUCCUAGUCCUUCAUCAAUCAGAAUUACCCUCAAAUCACGUGCACUUUUUGUUUGAGCAGCUGAAGUCCACUGGUGUGAGUCAGGUCUGACGGACACGAAGCACUUCACAGAAGGGUAUCUCUUGGUAAACUGCUUGCAAAGUGCUUCAGGAUGAGGAGUCUGUGACAAGGUCUGGGGCUUCUGACUUUUGCCUAACUCUGGUCACAUACCUUUAGAUGCCCCAGACCUCUUUUUCACAGGUGUAAAUAGGGUUGCUAGCAUUGUUCAUACUCCUAAGGCUAAAAAAAAGAAAUUGGUGGUGUUUUCAUGCUUAGAUCCCCAUCUUAAAGACGCUAAAUUUGCAGGAUUAGCUCUGAUACUUUGGGAGAAGAGUGGUGCUAGGUUUGGUGAGAGAUUGCUGCAGUUACUCCUGCUUGCACUGUGCAUGGCAGAGCUACUUCAGGGCCUCCAUUCAGCUGCCCGCAUCUCCAUGCCACACUGACUUCAUGAGCGGUGGCUCUCUGCAACCCUUCAACCAUACACUCUGAGUUAUGACUGCAAGAAGGCAGUUAAUAACCCAUUUUAAAGCCACAGCUGUCCUGCAGCUGCAGGGACAGGGGUCACCUCCAAGAGUUGUGCAUCAGAAAGGAUGGCACGGAGGCUCCUGUUGCCAGCACAGUGCUGUACUAGCUGUGCUCUGGCCACAUCUGCAGGGCUGGAGGAGCCGGGGGAUCCAGAUUUCCCCCACACCCCUUUGUGAGCGCAAAUCUGCUCCCAGCAGCUGCAGCCCCUCCAACCCUUCCUGCUAUGCCAGCCCCCCUGGUGCAAGUGCUCCUGUCCCAUUCUGCGUCUCCAGCCCAUGAGACUGAAUGCAGCAUUCCCAAUUCGUGUUUGGCUGGGUGAUCCCUGCUUGUUCAACUCUGCUGUGGUUUUGAGAGAGCACAGAGGUGAAAAAAACUGUGUGGCAAUGGGAAAUGCGAACACAGGGCAAUUGUUGGGCUGGCUAAUGUUUAAACAGCUCUUGGAAAGCCCCCUCCCUUGCUGCUUGCCCUCUCUACCCCUUCUAACAAGGGGACCCUUUCUACUCUUUGGCAGCUUCCCCAUCCUCUGGCUUCUGCUGCCCAUUUCAAAUCUCUAAAGACAGGAGGAGGAAUGGCAGUGUUGUGGCUUUACAAUGUUUGCUUGCUACAAACACUACAUCCUCCCAGGAUGGACCAUGUUUUUUCCCAGCCAGCCUUACAAAUCACCUUACUUAAAAAGAGGAAUUUGUUAGAACAUGGUCAGUGCCCAGAGGACAAUGGGUUGUGGGGAAAACUGGAAAAAUAAUAACCCACCUUCACACCAUUCUUGUCAUGUUCAGUCAUUGCUCCUCAUCCAACCCUCAUAGCUAGUGACUGCAGGAGAAAUGGCCUUCAGCCUUCAAGUGCAGCUGCACAAGUCUCUGUUUCCAGCACAUGGACAAGAGGUCGCAUCUGGUGGUCUCAGAGAGGUGGAGACCUUGCUUGCAAACCUCAGCAUGAGGAAGAAGAUGAGAGGAGAGGAAGGGACUGUCUCCUGGGGCUCAGCCUAGCCUUGGGAUUGCUGCAUUUCUCGUGAGACUUCCAGCAGCCUCAGAGCAUCUCAGCCUAGGAAUGGGGGAGGGGUGGGUUAACCCCAUCCCCUGCCAGUGUUGCUGCAGCUUCUGGCACCGAACCCAUCUGUCUUCCUUCUCAGACCAGCCUCUCUUAAGGUGCUGCCCAUCUUCUUUUCAUCACAAGGGUGUGAUGGAGAGAGUAAGUCCAGGCUGGAAAGGGAUGAAAUAGUUCCACAAUGACUCACCUCUCCUCAGCCAGAAAACCUCAUGCAGGACAAAUAACUCAUCUGGGGCCCCCUCUUCCCUCCCCCUCCCUGUAAACUGUUUUACUGAACCCUAGCAUCAGCAUUUCUUUCCAGAUUGUCUGCUUUGUGUCUGUAAUAAUUGCUAGAGUGUAAUGGGUGAAAACUGGAGCUUGAUUGCAGACAGGGAGAUGCUGAUGUGACAAUGUGUUUAAAGGGAGCAAUGGAACAUGAGGCCAUAAACCUGUCGGGAGGUCACCGAAAGGGCUGCACUGGGGAAUGUGAGCCCUGCUGGAGGUUUAUCGCUGCAGUCUGAAGGUUUGUAACCUCUGAGGAUGUUCUGAGCUAAGCAGAGCAGAGCCUUACUGGCUCAUUUUAAGCUAAAAGUUGGUCUAGCCCUGGAUAAGGGAUAGCCUGGGAGAAGAAGGCCUGGGGGCCAGGAGAAAUGUCCUAGAAUCAUAGAAACAUUUAGGUUGGAAAUGAUCCCUAAGAUUACCAAGUCCAACCAUCACUUGCACUACCCAGUCCACCACUAACCCCUGGCCCUCAGUGCCACAUCCACACAUCUCUUUAACACCUCCAGUGAGGGGCACUCCCCCAACUCCCUGGGCAGCCUCUGGCAGAGGCUAACCACCCUCUCAGAGAAGAAAUUCUUCAUGAUGUACAAUCUGAACCUCCACUGGUGCCACUUGGGGCCAUUUGUCCUCAUCCUCACACCAGCCUUGCUAGAGGGCUGGAACCUCUGGAGGCAGUGACUGCAUAGACACGUCACAGGCUGCUGGUUCCCACUCUUGUUUAUAUUACAUCUAUUGAAUCUGUAAAACUUAGUUCUGACAUUCCUUACACUGAAAUGGAGGCUGGAAACCUCAGUUGCAUUCAGUGUCCCCAUAUGCUUGGUGAUCAGAAACCCAGGGUGUGAGAUGCCCUGCCCAAAAUGUUUGCAUCUAUAAUGGGAGUCCUUGAAAACCACCUGGUGCCCCUCACCAUCCAGAAAUGAACGUGCUACCAUCCUCUCCAUGCCAUGGCCUUUUUCUGGCGGAGUCUCUGGUAACACAGGUCUGGCAAUCUCAGGAAACUCUCAGGAAUGGAAAUUGCAGCAGAAGAAAUCCUAUCCCUUUACCCCCUGCUCCAGCCCUGAUGGAGCUUCUUUUAUCAUGAAAUAUGCAGAAAAUUGUUGGGUUCUAAUGAUCUGAACUCCUUCAGUCAAGACAGGACUCGGCUUGCAAAGAAUGUGAAUAAUUUAUGUGUAGAUAAUAAUGAGAGAGAGCAUGAGGAGAAAUGAGUUUGUCUUUCAUUCUCCUCAGUGCUGUUCCUGAGGUUAUGCUGUAUUCAAAUAGCAGUUCCUGACUAUCCCAGGUAGUCUGACUUGUGUGGGGACCUUCCUUGGACACCAUAAGCAGAGCCUCCUUUUCUGCUUUAAUGCAAUCCACUGUGGAUGCAAUUGCUAACUGGGGGGGGGGAGAUACUUUUCUCCUCCAGUUAACGCUAGAUCUGUAUUCCCUGGCAUCCUUGCAUACCCUGGAGUAGCUUUUCCCUAUAGGCAAGUCUCUAGGACCAGUGUAGAAAUCCACCUUCCAGUCCAAACCCAAACCUUGCAAACACAGUGACUCACUCCAAGAAACUCACUGUGCUGGCACAAGCCAGAAGCCCUGACACGUUUUUUGAGGAAUCCUAGCAAGGGUAAAUA
This is a messenger RNA of Numida meleagris (helmeted guineafowl), 8387 nucleotides long. RefSeq names its product ADP ribosylation factor like GTPase 4C (gene ARL4C). Bases 131 to 709 code for a protein of 192 amino acids. Gene Ontology annotation, biological process: endocytic recycling; intracellular protein transport. The record is from RefSeq and is a predicted model, not a curated record. The transcript has a single exon. Gene Ontology annotation, cellular component: cytoplasm. Gene Ontology annotation, molecular function: GTP binding; GTPase activity. Lineage: Eukaryota; Metazoa; Chordata; Aves; Galliformes; Numididae.